AUGCAGAUAUUUGUGACGACCCUGAAGGAUAAGACCAUCACUCUUGAGUUUGAACCCAGUGAUACUAUUGAGAAUUUCAAAGCCAAAAUCCAGGACAAGGAAGGUAUCCCACCAGAUCAACAACGUCUGAUUUUUGCUGGAAAACAGCAAGAAGAUAGCCGGACUCUCUCUGACUACAACAUCCAGAAAGAGUCCACUCUGCACUUGGUGCUGCGUCUGUGGUGGGGUAUCAUCAAGCCUUCCCUUCACCAGCUGGCUCAGAAGUAUAACUAUGACAAGAAGAUCUGCUGUAAGUGUUAUGCCCACCUGCACCCCAGUGCUGUAAACUGCCAUAAGAAGUAUGGCCGUGCCAACAGUUUGCACCCCAAGAAGAUCAUAUAA
Messenger RNA from Dromiciops gliroides (monito del monte), 381 nucleotides. RefSeq names its product ubiquitin-like. Gene Ontology annotation, cellular component: cytoplasm; nucleus; ribosome. The transcript has a single exon. Gene Ontology annotation, molecular function: structural constituent of ribosome; protein tag activity; ubiquitin protein ligase binding. Bases 1 to 381 code for a protein of 126 amino acids. Lineage: Eukaryota; Metazoa; Chordata; Mammalia; Microbiotheria; Microbiotheriidae. Gene Ontology annotation, biological process: protein ubiquitination; translation; modification-dependent protein catabolic process. The record is from RefSeq and is a predicted model, not a curated record.